Messenger RNA from Melampsora larici-populina 98AG31, 648 nucleotides. RefSeq lists its product as uncharacterized. Bases 1 to 648 code for a protein of 215 amino acids. NCBI's taxonomy places the organism in Eukaryota, Fungi, Basidiomycota, Pucciniomycetes, Pucciniales, Melampsoraceae. The transcript has 4 exons. The record is from RefSeq and is a predicted model, not a curated record.
AUGUUGGCUCGUCAAUUUUUGUUGGGGAUUGUUUCCUUCGUUUGUUUUGUCAAAAGCGAUCCAGAAAACAGCAAGAACUUGCCACCAACGCACGAACUCAAUAAGAAUUUCACAAUCAAUUAUCAAGAAGUUUUUCAAAGUAGUUCUCUGACUUGUGUUAAAACAGUAGAAGUAGUGAAGAAUAAUUCAAAGAAAGGUGAUCAGGUUGCUGUUUAUGCAUCUAUUGAGACGUUUCAUAGUACUGUUAAGAUUAUCGAAGAAACAGUUCAACAUGAAGAUUUUGAUCACAAAUCAGCUACUAUAUAUUCUGAACAUGUGGCAGAAGUGGUGGUCUCUUAUAGUAAAGUGGUGACUGCUUUAGUUGAACACCCUUCAAUCGAAAAAGGAUGUCAUGGUAAACUUAAAGAAGUGAAUAUUUCAGUUCAAAAAAUUAUAAACGCAUAUACUCAAGUAGGCGUAUGCGUUAAAAAAGUAGUAGAAAAGAAAGGUGGUGUAGACACCAUUACACUUUCUUCUUUGAAUUUAGAAUUGAAUUUUAUGGAUUUGGAAGUUGAAAAUGAAGAUGCAGAAUUUGAAGAGGACCCAAAUGAAAAGAAACAUUUGAAAGGAACUCAUACUCAUCAAGAUAAAGCAGGGGACAAAGAAUGA